Molecule: messenger RNA, 498 nt
Organism: Prunus persica (peach)
Lineage: Eukaryota; Viridiplantae; Streptophyta; Magnoliopsida; Rosales; Rosaceae
Product: probable LRR receptor-like serine/threonine-protein kinase At4g29180
Exons: 2
Coding region: 1-498 (165 amino acids)
Biological process (GO): protein phosphorylation
Molecular function (GO): ATP binding; protein kinase activity
Source: RefSeq, a predicted model, not a curated record
AUGAUAGCCAAUUUCGGUCUUUCUAAAGUUCUUGCAACUGAAAGUGCCACUCAUGUAUCAACUGACCCUAAAGGAACAUUUAGGUACCUUGAUCCUCAAUAUUACAACACAGGAAAGUUGAACAAAAAGAGUGAUAUAUACAGCUUUGGGAUUGUGUUGCUAGAGCUAAUAACUGGUAGAGCAGCAAUAUUAAGAGACGUAGAAGCUGAACCUAUUCACAUAUGUCGAUGGGUGAGUCCAAAUUUUGACACUAGGGAAAUUGAAAGUAUCGUGGAUUCAAGAAUACAAGGGACCUACAACAUUCCUUCUGCAUGGAAAGCUCUACAAAUUGCCAUGGCAUGUGUGCCUUUAACAGCAAUCCAAAGGCCUGAUAUAACCUUUAUCUAUAACGACUUGAAGGAAUGUUUGGAAACUGAGAUGUCCUCUGGAAGAACACAAAUUGUAGGGAACGAUGAUUUAGCGAACUAUAUAGAUCAUCAGCCACCAAUUCUGUUCUAG